CCCCAUUCAAAUGGCAACCGUUGGCAUGGAACGUUGGCAGAAUUGCAUUGCUGUGGUGACUGGCGCUAGUUCGGGCAUAGGAGCUGUGCUCAGCAAGCAGCUUGUUGCUGCGGGCGUCAUUGUGGUCUCCUUGGCUCGGCGUCUGGACCGCCUGGAGCAGCUGCGUCAACAAUUGCCAGAGGUACAGCGCGCCCAGCUACAUGUCAGGCAAUGCGACGUGACGAGCGUAGAGUCGGUAAACGCCGCCUUUGAUUGGAUCGAAGCUGAGCUGGGUGGUGCCGAUAUUCUGAUUAACAAUGCAGGCAAGCUAUCCGGUGGUCAAUUGGUUACCAUGCGGUUGGACACAGCGCAAGAAAUACUGCAAACGAACGUGAUGGGCGUUGUUUACUGUACACAACGCAUUUUUGAAUCAGUACGAAAACGCAAUACACCCGGCCAUGUGGUGCUCAUCAACAGCAUUGUGGGUCACUAUCUGUUCAAUCCGCUGCCCGGCAGCGUUCAGGAGCUGAACAUGUAUCCGGCCACGAAGCAUGCAUUGACCGCCAUGACAGAACUCUUCCGUCAGGAGUUUCGCGACCUUAAAAGCCACAUAAAGGUCACGAGCAUUAGCCCGGGCCUGGUGGAUACGGAUCUGGUGCCGCAGGCCUACAAACGACUUCCCAUGCUGCAGCCCGAGGAUGUGGCCAAUGCCAUCAUGUAUGCCCUGGCAACGCCUCCACAUGUUCAGGUGCACGAGCUAACCAUAAAGCCAAUGGGCGAACCGUUUUAGCAGCAUGACACAUGGAGAAUACCAGGUUAAUUGAAGCCUUAAAUGAUGGUUUGGUUUUUUUUGUAUUAUAGAAUUUCUAUGAUAUACAUCAUAAAAUCUUAAAAUUGGGAAACUAAGUAUAUUAAGAUAUUCGUACAGAUUUUUGAAUGCAGCUUCGUAACAUAAUAUUAAAUGUUAAAAACGAGUCUGUUUAAUUUAACAUAGUAGCUUGACCAGAUUCUUUUCCACUUUUCCACUUUUGUAUAGCUCCGUACUUUUUCAUGAGAAUGCGUGUUCCGCUUGCCUGCUUCAGUUGUUUUGCAUUGAUCAAUUUCAACAGUUUUUUAUUCCUCCCAAUAAUUGCUGAGUAGUUACAUUUUUGGCCAUGUCCCUUUUAAAAAUCGAUCUUAAUUUAUGGGCUCGAUCUAUGCAGAUGCAAAAACAUAAAACCUGCUCUGUUGCCCGGCAGAAUAUUAAUUUUACUAAAUAGGUAGAAUCGGCUGACAAAUAUGCAAUUUGAUGGAUUUAUUUAUAAAUGGUUGACAAAACGACUGUCAUUAAAAAAAUAAAAAUUUUAAGCUAAAUGCUAAAUGCCUAAACAGAA
Molecule: messenger RNA, 1352 nt
Organism: Drosophila virilis
Lineage: Eukaryota; Metazoa; Arthropoda; Insecta; Diptera; Drosophilidae
Product: farnesol dehydrogenase
Source: RefSeq, a predicted model, not a curated record